Molecule: messenger RNA, 1098 nt
Organism: Talaromyces atroroseus
Lineage: Eukaryota; Fungi; Ascomycota; Eurotiomycetes; Eurotiales; Trichocomaceae
Exons: 3
Coding region: 1-1098 (365 amino acids)
Molecular function (GO): dioxygenase activity
Source: RefSeq, a predicted model, not a curated record
AUGGCAUCGGAAGGGUACACUCAUGUCGAGCUUCUCACUCUGAGCGGCCCGGAGUACAGGCGUGUCUCGAAAGCUCCCCCGCGCAUUCCGACCGCUGAUGAGAUCCCCAUAAUCAAUUUGACGGCGAUUGACGGCGAUCUGAACAGUCGGAAACAGCUGGCCGCUGAGGUUAGAGCCGCAUCACAGAACACGGGGUUCUUCUACAUCCGGAACCAUGGAAUUCCGGAGUCUCUGAUCAAAGAUGCAUUGUCUCAGGCCCAGGCCUUCUUUGCACAGCCAGAGGCUGAAAAGGAGAAGGCUUCUAUUCGCAAAUCAUCAUCUUUUAAUGGAUACUACGGCGUGGGGAGCACGCAGGUAAAUCGAACCGAGUCAAAAGAUCACAAGGAGACGUUUUCCUUUGGAUAUAACCCCCGAAAUGACAAAACAGUCGAAGACGUUGAGAGCCUUAUCGCCAGUAAUCCAGAUGCCUACAAGGAUGAUGAUCAUGACGCUAUGUGGGAAGGUGUCAAACAUCUCCCCGGCUUUCAAAAGACUUUGAUCGAAUUUUGGCAGUGUCGUCUCGCUCUCGCACGAAAGCUGAUACGCAUUUUCGCCCUCGCUUUAUGCCUGCCAGAAGACUACUUUGACAAGAUGAUCACUCAUCCUGGGGCGGAUAGUAAUAUGAUUCAUUAUCCAGGAACUGCCGGCUGUGAAGAAGGCGGCAUCGACAAGGAAAUUGACGUUGGGAUUGGAUCGCAUACCGAUAUCCAAUGCAUCACCUUGCUCUGGCAGGAUGCUCCUGGUUUACAAGUAUUGUCCAGUAAUGACGAGUGGCUAGAUGCUCGGCCUAUCCCAGGCACUCUUGUAGUGAAUAUCGGCGAUUUUCUUCAGAGGUUAUCGAAUAACACCUUCAAGUCCACCGUUCAUCGUGUUUAUAAUAAACAGGUGACUUCUCGGUACUCGAUGCCAUUUUUCUUAGGCUUCAAUCCUGAGGCUGUUUGCGAAGUGGUGCCUUCUUGUAUCAGUGAGGAAUCCCCAGCGUUGUAUGCUCCUAUUUCUUGUGGACAGUGGCACCAUGAUCGCCGUGCGUUGGCCCGGGCAAGAAAGGCCGCAGCUUGA